UAAGUACCCAUUACACAGUAUAUGCCAUUUCCCUAUACGUAAGGAUUAUGGAAAAUCUUCGGGAGGUUAUUGAACUUCCGGGCUCAUUAGUAAACACUUCAGACGAGAACAAGGGCCGACAAAUCGGAUGCCAAGAGCGCGAGUGCAAGGAUCAAGACAGCUCAGCUUGUAUCUCCUCCCCGCAUCGGUGCUCAUCCUGGCUUUCCUGUUGAGUUCAUCAAUCCCGCUGGCUCGCAGCUUGCCAUUUCUAUCCAACAUCAGAAGCUACUCGCACCUGUUCAGGUCACAUCCGCCAUUUUCCAGCAUGCCGCAAGCGCCGGUGUACUUCUUUAGCCACGGAGGGCCAGAUGUGCAGUACAAUAAGACACACCCCGUCUAUCCCGUUCUCCAGGCAAUCGGCAAAGAGAUCACCCAGAAAGUCAAGCCCAAGGCCGUGAUGGUCUUCUCAGCCCAUUGGCAGGCCGAGCCCAGCGAGAUUCACCUCAAUAAUGCCGAAGACACCGACCUCAUCUACGACUUCUAUGGCUUCCCGCCGGAGUUCUACAAGGCCACCUUCCCCAGCAAAGGCAGCCCGACGCUGGCCGCCCGCAUCCUGACCCUGCUCUCCGACGCGGGCAUCAAGGCCAAGGGCCUCAAGCGCGGGCUCGACCACGGCGUCUUCUCGGGCUUCAACGUGGCCUUCAACCCGGAGGAAAACCCGCUCAACUGUCCACUCGUGCAGGUGUCCCUGUUCAACAACGAAGACCCAGACGCGCACUACCGCCUCGGUCAGGCCGUCGCACCGCUCCGCGAGGAGAACAUCCUCAUCGUCGGCACGGGCAUGACGGUCCACAACCUGCGCGACAUGCGCUUCGCCUGGGGCAGCCCCACCCCGCUGCCGUAUGUCGUGUCGUUUGAUAACGCGCUCAAGGAAGCUGUCGAGGCGGAUCCCAAGAUCAGGCAGGAGCGCAUGGCGGCUGUGACCCGGCGGCCGGACGCCAAACAGGCUCAUCCCUGGGCUGAUCACUUGAUGCCCGUUUACGUCGCGGCUGGUGCGGCGGGUAAUGAUAAGGGCAUUCAGACGUGGACGUUGCAUGAGGCAAGCUUCGCCUGGGGGCAGUACCGGUUUGGUGAUGUUCCCGCGUGAGGUCAGUAGCGCAGCAGGGUGAUGUUAGUGUCUUGCAAGAAUCAGUUGCAAAUAGCUACAAUGUCCGGUCUAUAAACCAUUCUCCGCCAAGACGGCGCAUUAUUUCCAGUUAUUGUCUUUGCCCCUUUUCCUAGACCAUGUAGCAACCUUGCCUCCAGCAUUCGGCCACCUCCGUACAGAGUAUACAGAGCGAACUCCGACAUCCUCCUUCACAUCUGUCCACC
Molecule: messenger RNA, 1350 nt
Organism: Parathielavia appendiculata
Lineage: Eukaryota; Fungi; Ascomycota; Sordariomycetes; Sordariales; Chaetomiaceae
Product: LigB-domain-containing protein
Exons: 4
Coding region: 128-1126 (332 amino acids)
Molecular function (GO): zinc ion binding; ferrous iron binding; oxidoreductase activity, acting on single donors with incorporation of molecular oxygen
Source: RefSeq, a predicted model, not a curated record